AUGGCCAAACUAACAGAUUCUGGAAGUACAAGAAAUCGAUCUGAAAGUGUUUCACAAAACGUUGGCGCCGUAGAGUUUGUUCAAGUAGUUAAACAAGAACACGGCUACGACGAAAAAGAAUAUAAGAAAAUACUAAGAUCAGAAAUAGAAAAAGAAUCAAAAAAGCCUAGGAACAUAUUCUUAAUUUAUCGAAGUUUAGUUAAGCAGUAUCUUAUGAACUACUUAUCCAUUAAGGGCUUCACAGAGAUUUCAGAAGAGUCGGGUAAAUUGUGGAAAAGUAGAAGUUCGGAAGUUGAACAUUAUGUAAAGUAUCUAGCGGAGCAGGAAGAAAGAUUUUUUGAAAAUGAGCAAACUCAACGGCUUAAAGAUCGUUCGAGCAGCGCAUCGGAAAAACUAAAAGAGAAGACUUUGUCUCAAUUAACUGUCGAUGGAUAUAAUGGGAGAGAGCCAAAAGGUGAAACAGUCAAAAAAGAUGUGUUUCGAGUAUACAAACCUAAAAAGAGAAAGAGAUCUGGUGUGAGGUCUAAAAUGAAGAGUCUGAGGUCAAAACAAAACAGAGUUGAGGAUAUUUUUUGUGUUCCAAACAUAGAAUUUCAAGAUAUAAAAUAA
Messenger RNA from Pichia kudriavzevii, 609 nucleotides. RefSeq lists its product as uncharacterized. The transcript is spliced from 2 exons. The coding region runs from base 1 to 609 and encodes 202 amino acids. The record is from RefSeq and is a predicted model, not a curated record. NCBI's taxonomy places the organism in Eukaryota, Fungi, Ascomycota, Pichiomycetes, Pichiales, Pichiaceae.